CGCUUUGCUAUAUCGAGCCUGCAGAAGACCGGGUGCCUGUGCCACGUGCCCCUGUCAGCGUAGGAAGGGAAGGGGGCUCAGACAGCCCGUCCCACCCACUUGCUCCCCACGGAGGAGCGGCGACCCGCUGGAGGAGGGAGCGAAGGCUUCUGGUUGGAACCUCGGUGCUGGGACGGUGGACUCGGUACAGCUCUCUGGACAGUGGGGUCCAGGCUGAUGGCUGAUGAUGUCAGGGACUAACAACGUUGCCCAGGCCCGGAAGCUGGUGGAGCAGCUGCGCAUUGAAGCCGGGAUUGAGCGCAUCAAGGUCUCCAAAGCCUCGUCAGAACUGAUGAAUUACUGCGAGCAGCAUGCCAGGAGCGACCCCUUGCUGGUCGGCGUGCCAGCCUCUGAGAACCCGUUCAAAGACAAAAAACCCUGCAUAAUUCUCUAGUUCUCUCUCUCUCUCUCUCUUUCUCUCUCUUUCUCUCUGCCCUUCCUGCCCUCCCACGUAUUGUCCAGUUUUUACUGUGAGAAAAAUAUCUGAGUUUCUCACACUUUGAUUUCUGAAGAAACGGAAACUAACUGAAGUAGGUCCUCCUGAGUAAGGUGGGCUUUGCGACCCCACCGUGGGCCUCUGCGCGCCCAGAUGUUACCGCCCCCACCCCCUCGUGUCAAGCACCGCUGGGAACCUGAGUGAUGGGACUGUGUUAUAAAACUCCCCUUAGCUGGCGCUGGGGAUAUGGCUCAGCGCGUGAGAUGCAUGUCUUACCAGCAUGAGGACCUGAGUUCUGAUCCCACACACAAAGCCCAAGUGCAGGGGGGCAUGCCUGCGCCCCAGCCCUGAGGGACAGAAGGAAGGUUCCCUAGGGCGCUGAACUCCAGUGAGGGACCCUGCCUCAGAACCAGAGAAAUAUAGCCAGCAUCCACAAGGCACCCUGUGCUGCCCGGUGUCCCUCCUGAGUGUGGUCCUGUCAUAUCCGCGGUGAUGUCCUUUCUCUGGGGACCCAGCCCCUUUCAGAAACAGACUUCUAGGCCCCCACACAGAGCAAGCUAUUGCUGGUAUGACUGAGUGGGUGAUUUGUUUUUUCUUAAGCCUGAGACCCAUGUGGUCACUGGCAGCUCCUUUACCAAGGCCCUGUGAGGGCAGAAACGCAGGGUUAAUUCUUUUGAAGUGAUUGAGAAAGAGUCACAGAGAUGGGGUCCUGCAUCCCACAUAGGGGUGGUGACUGUGACUCCGGAUCCCCCUUCCCUCUCCUUGGAUCAAAUCACUUUCCAACUGGCUGGAAUAGGAGACCCUCAGUGUGAGGACUGUGGACCACUGAAAGAUCCUAGGCGGGGCUCCACCCUGACCACGCCCCCAGCCCCUCACGGGGGAGGGGGUUUCCAGGCGGGGCUCCACCCUGACCACGCCCCCUGUCCCUCACUAGGGAUUUUAGGCAGGGCUCCGUCCUGACCACGCCCCCAGCCCCUCACUGGGGAUUCUGGGCGGGGCUCUACCCGACCACGCCCCUAGUGAAUCACUGGGGAUCCAAGGCGGGGCUCCGUCUUGACCACGCCCCCAGCCCCCUCACUGGGGGAUUUUAGGCAAGAUCUCCACUUUCUAUUUUGUGAGAAUAGUCUGUCAUCCAGGCUGGCCCGGAACUGGAGCUCUUCCUGCCUCUGCCUCCAGAGUACAUGUAUGACUGGCCUCUGCUUCCUUGCCUGGCAUAGAGUUGGAUUCGAAGAGACCUGGCCUGUAUAGGUAGCAGUGACAGCAGCAGGUUGCAGGAGGAAAAGGCUUGGCUGUGCCAACCCUCCCUUGCAGGCAUCGUCAGCAUCAGGAUGGCCAUGGAUUCAGGAGUGUCCCGCGGUCUCAGGCCCUCGCGGGAAAACCAGUGCAGGCGCAGACAGCAGAAAUGAAACCAGUCCAGUUCUGUCCUGUGGCCCUGGUGAAAAUCAGCUUCUAAGAACCUGAACCAGGCUGGUCCCUGGACAGUUGCCCUAAUUGCCCGUGGGGAAAGUAAAUGAGUCUAACUCAACCCACCUUACCUUCCAGCCCCUCCGGGCACAACCUACCUCCUAGGUAAGGUGGCACAGCCCCCAACUCAUUCUGAUGGGGCAAGGGAAAGACAUUUGUGGUGAGAAUAAGGGGAGACGUUGCGGGUGCUAAAAGGGGACCCCGUCCCCCCUCCCUGGGCUGGCUCCCAGAGGACACAGACUGAAGAUCAGCCCCCUCCUGUGCAUCAACUCCUCAUUACUGGUCAAGGAAGAUAGGAGCUUUGGGAAGACUCUGACUCCCUAAACCUGUGUUGGGAUCAGAAAAGCCACUGUGUCUCCCCAAAACUAUAGCCAUCUUGCAUUAGAGUGUGAACCAGAGCCCCGGGGUGUAUGUACCCAGCCUCGCUGGCAAGGAGAGAGAAAAGUGGGAACACUCAGCUGGUGUGCCAGAACCUCGCUCGGGCUUCCAUCCCCAGCUUGCUGAAGCCAGGCAUGGGCACGCGGUAGAGGCAGAUGCAGGAGGGACCACUCAUUCUUUGCUACAUAAUGGACUCGAGGCUAGCCUGGGCUACAUGAGACCAUGUCUCAAAGAGAGGAAAUUCAGUUCACUGGUCCAUUAUGCCCGCACCCCAGCCUCCCUCAGGCCUCAGGCGAGGCUGCUAGCAGCAGAUGCCACGGCCAGUCCAUGUGUGGUCACAGCAAGUUUUCCUUCCUCCACUCUGGGAAGAAAAGCUCAAAUUAUCAUCUAUGCCCGAAUAAACCUCUCACUGCAGGCCAAGGGCAAAGUGACCUCUCACUUCCUGGGGAAAGGUGGACCUUGGGCCCCACAAUAGUCUCCAUGUCCCGUCUUAACCACCAGACCCCUGCCUCAGCUUGGAGAAGCCUGGACACAAGGGAGCCAUCAGGAGCUGGGCUGUGGUGGCGCAGGCCUUUACCCUAGCAUGCAGGAGGCAGAGGCAGGGGGAUCUCUGUGAGUUCGAGGCCAGCCUGGUCUACAGAGCGAGUUCCAGGUCACCCAGGGCUAUAGACACGGUCUAGGAAAAGGCAAUGACACAAACAGUGAGAUCUGCUUUAGCUUGAGCGCCCGAGGAGGGACUUCCAACCCAAGCAGAAGCUGCCAAACCGUCCCUUGUCCUGAGCAGAAGCCAUGGGCAUCCUCUCCGAGUGUCUGGGACACAAUGGCCAGAUAGGACAUCACACAGCAUUUCCCGUUUCCUGCGCCCCACUCCAGACCCGGCUCCCACCCCACUUUCUACCUGCAUUGUGACAUUGGUUGGUUUUCAUUUCUGAUUUUACGAAACUCUGUUGUGCCACACACGCGGGCCACGGCAGUGUGAUUGCUGCGGAAUAAAAGCCCCGUCUUCUCUA
Molecule: messenger RNA, 3327 nt
Organism: Microtus oregoni (creeping vole)
Lineage: Eukaryota; Metazoa; Chordata; Mammalia; Rodentia; Cricetidae
Gene: Gng7
Product: G protein subunit gamma 7
Exons: 4
Coding region: 224-433 (69 amino acids)
Biological process (GO): G protein-coupled receptor signaling pathway
Cellular component (GO): heterotrimeric G-protein complex
Molecular function (GO): G-protein beta-subunit binding
Source: RefSeq, a predicted model, not a curated record